This is a messenger RNA of Trichoderma virens Gv29-8, 1350 nucleotides long. RefSeq lists its product as uncharacterized. Gene Ontology annotation, molecular function: DNA binding; zinc ion binding. Gene Ontology annotation, biological process: DNA-templated transcription. The record is from RefSeq and is a predicted model, not a curated record. The transcript has 3 exons. Lineage: Eukaryota; Fungi; Ascomycota; Sordariomycetes; Hypocreales; Hypocreaceae. Gene Ontology annotation, cellular component: nucleus. The coding region runs from base 1 to 1350 and encodes 449 amino acids.
AUGUCGUCGUUAAAGGGACUUGCUACUUCAAGAACGUAUAGCGAUCUGGGUGAUGAAUUGUUAUACUUUUUGGGACGGCCUGGGUUUGCCCUCGCCGCAGUCCAGGCGGACUUUCUCAGGUCAUCGUGGUUGAAGAACUGCGGGCGAGGUGUUGAAUCUUGGCAUACUAUCGGCAAUGCUAUCAGACAAGCCCAGGAACUCGGACUACAUCGCCAGAAGGAAAUAUACCAGUCAAGCCAAAGUAAUAUUGAGGAAACGCUAAGUAUGUUCUGGUACGAACAAAAUAAGAAACGCACAUGGAUCAACCUAUUUGUGUGGGAUGGUUACAUGGCUAUGAUUCUUGGUCGCCCCCGUAUGAUUCACAUGGACGACUGUGAUGCGAAGCCACCCAUGGAUUGUAACAUACCUGGUGAUCCCUCUACGGCAAUACCGAUGACAGUGCGGCCCGAAGACAGACAGAGCAUCUCAACCGCCUCAGCACCUCUUUUUCGAUACGCUAUCGCGCGCAAAGCACACGAGAUGCGCGCUAUCAGAGCGGACUGCCCUCGUCUAAAGAACUACUCUAUUGUCAGAACACUCCACGAGGAAAUAACCUCGAUGGUGGAAGCAUUGCCUGCAUUUCUACGGUUAAAGAACCCAGACACUGCCUGGGACACAGACUUCCCAUACCUGCCACAGCUCCGCCAGGAAGUGCAAGUCAUGACAAAUGUGUUUCUAAUGACAUUACACCGACCGCAUAUUAUUUCUAAUCUAGAGAGUCGAAGAGCCGCCUUACAGGCCGCACUUGAAACGCUGGAUUGCCAGCAGUCCUCCUUUGCGCAUGCCAAACAGCACCAAUACCACCUAUUUGGCUUCGCUUUUUACACAGUCGAUGCCUCAUUUCUGCUCUCCAUCAUCAUGAUUCUAUUUCCGCCGCAGAGCCAUGAGACCAAGCAAAAAAUCAGCAACAGCCUUCAGCAAGCGAUUGAGAGCCUCUCUGCUAUGAAGACUUCUAAUGCGAUAGCGGCUGCAGGCUUGGAUAUUAUCCAGCGUUGCUAUCAAAGGGUAAAGAGCUCUCCCGAAUCAUCCAGCAGCAUAUCUGAGGCGAGGACACCCUCAUAUGAGACCCCGGCGGAUGGAUUGCAUAGCCUUAUAAAGGAUCUCGGCCAGCAGGACUUUCUUCCACUUGCAGAUUCGCAAUCCAAUCUCCCUCAGCCCAAUACGGCUUCUGGACUUGCCUAUUCGACUACUCUUUCCCAACCAAUCCUAGAGAACUUCAAUCAAACGUAUUGGUUGGAUCAGUUAAAUAUCAUUGAUCCACUCAUCUAUGAUCAAGAUCUUGGCAAUCUGUGGGAAAAUUUGUUUGAUUGA